AUGGGCCGGACCACUAAGUGGUUUCGCUCGCUUUGGAGCUUCAAAACCUCGCCGGAGUCCUCGGCGGCUGCGAAGGGUAAGAAGAAGAAGAAGAGCAAGUGGGCCCUCCCGAGCACCGGCGAUAAUCCCGGCAAGCUGACCAAUCGCCCUGAGGACCCAUUGGCGAGUCCAUACGUCGAGGGAAUCGAUGCCAACAAGCACGCGAUAGCCGUGGCGGCGGCGACCGCGGCGGUGGCCGAGGCUGCUCUGGCGGCGGCGCAUGCGGCGGCGGAGGUGGUCAGGCUGACCAGCGGUGGCCGGAGCGGGAGGGGCGAACUGGGAGACCGGCGGCUAGUGAAGGCCACCGUCAAGAUUCAGUCUGCUUUUCGAGCUUAUUUGGCAAGGAGGGCAUUGAGGGCCCUUAAGGGACUGGUUAAGCUUCAAGCCCUUGUGAGGGGCCACAUUGUACGAAAACAAAGUGCGGACAUGCUGCGGCGUAUGCAGGCCAUGGCCCGAAUCCAGGCCCGGGCCUCUGCACAUCGUUCUUACACAUCAGAAUUCCACUAUGCACAAUCUGGCUUAUCCAAUUCCCAUCAUCCUGGUUUCGCAAAUCCCAGAAAAUAUGAAGAGAGGUCUAGUAGUGUAAAAAGUGGUGGAUCUGUUCAUAAGACAAAUCACUCAAGAUCACACACUGGCAUGACUAUCAACAAUGAGAGCACUCAAAUCACGUCCCGAUGGCUAAGCCAUUGGAUGGAACAAUGCGCAUGGGACCAAAGGAACCCCCACGCACCCUCCCCCGAUAAGAUUCUCGAAGUCGACACGUGGAAUCCCGGCCAGAAGAGAACCCAAAAUGACGAAAGACCCAACACCUCCCACUAUUUCUCUGCAUGGAACGAUACGUACAAACCGAACCCUAUUGCUUCCCCCGAGAACACCUCCUCGUCCAAUGGUGGGGACCACCAUAAGGUAGUGGGUGACAGCCCAAAGGUGCGCUCGGCUUCUAGAAGCUUGUUUGGGGAUUACCCAAGCUACAUGGCCAACACUCAGUGUUUCCAGGCUAAGCUCAGGUCUCGCAGCGCGCCAAAGCAGAGGGUGCAACUAAAUUCCUCGUAUGGGCGUGAGAUGUGGGAGUGUUCGGACACGGUCUCCGAGAGGGGUUCUUUCUCGGUUAUGGGGCCCAGGGGAGGUGGUUAUCGGUACUCAGGUCAGGUGAGGAGGCAUGGAACUCCUCUGCGGGAGGCAGGUGGGGCCGGGAUUGGAUCUGUCCAUGGCCGUAGGAUCUAG
Molecule: messenger RNA, 1263 nt
Organism: Striga hermonthica
Lineage: Eukaryota; Viridiplantae; Streptophyta; Magnoliopsida; Lamiales; Orobanchaceae
Source: the annotation of a GenBank genome assembly